UGAGAUAAACGGACCCCAGGGAGAGGAGAAGCAAAGAGGGGGAGUUUGAGAUACACAAGCGGCCACCAUGUCCAACGUCCCACCGCUCGAAUUCUCCGACGUCGAAGACCACCGUUCGAGAUACGACCUCGACACCCGGAUUCUGGUGACGGCCAUACUCUGCCUCCUCUUCGUCGUCGCCCUCGUCACCUUCCUCCACCUCUACACGCGCUACGUCCUCCGCCGCCAGCGCGUCGCCCGCCGCUCCACUUCGAUCAGCCUUUUUCGUAUUGGGGUCGCCUACGCCGGCCCCCGCGACGAGCCCCCCCCAAAGGCCGGGCUCGACCCCUCGGCUAUCACCGCCCUGCCCACGUUCCCUCACCGAAGAAUUAUUAACAACGCAAGCAACGAUAAAAACGAUGGUAGCUGCAGUGCUGAGUGCGCGAUUUGUUUGAGCGUGAUAGAAGAAGGUGAGAUGGUCCGGUUGCUGCCGGGCUGCAGGCAUGUGUUCCAUGUCAGCUGCAUUGAUAUGUGGUUGAGUUCUAAUUCUACGUGCCCGGUUUGCCGGACUGGGGUGGAGCCGCCACCGGUGGCGGUCGCCGUGGAGAUAGGGGAGUCAUCAGCGCCACAACCAGGGACACGUGAGUUACCCGGAGGCGGCGUGACGGAGGGCACGUCGGAGACGAAGGAAGGAGGCGGCUCGAUGUCGUCGCGGUUUAGCUCAUCGUUUCGGAGGAUGUACAUGUUGAGCAGGGAGAGGUCUGCAGGGAGGAGAACUCAAGGGGUUGAGAUCGAAGACUUGGAGAGGCAGUAGUAAAAUUUUUCAUACGAUACUUGUUAAAUUUCCCUUUUUUUUCUUUUCCUUCACUUUGAUUUCUUCGUGUUUUCUUUCUUUCUACUUUGUUUUUUUUUUUUUUCAUUUGGAAAAGGUUUCUAAUUACUAGUGUGAACAUAUACAGCAGAUUGUUUAUGAAGUAAGGUGAAGAACACAGAGAUUUUGUUGGUCAUGGACUUUAGAUUUUUUUUUUUUUUUUGCCUUGCAGUCCGGCUUGAAAGUUGGGGCUUGCCACGUGGUACCACUGGGUGGUAGGUGAAUGGGUCCACGAGAAGGAGAAUGGAAGUUCUGAGUUUCAAAGGAUUUGGUAGAUGUGGGGGGGGACACGCCACCUUGGAUACUUUUCAUUGAUGGUUUCAUAUGGUUAAUUUAAUGUGUUGCAGUUUGUGGGGCUUUUUAUUUGAUGAGGCCUUGACUGUAGGGGCUGUUCCACAAAUGUGACUGGAGGAAUAUCGAGCUAGCAUUUGGUAUCCACGUUGAUCCCCCGCUGAUUUAUAGCAGCAUGAUAUCACUGGUUCUUCGUUUCAUAAAUGUUUUAGGUAUUCAAAGUUUUCUGCCAGAAAACUCCAAAUGUUCUGGUCAUAGUUUGAUAUGUACCUUGGCCGCCAUGAUAUGUUGAUCGGGCGAGAAUUGAACUUUUUCAAAUCUCAAUGAGAUAUGCUUCAGGUUACUUUGGUU
This is a messenger RNA of Elaeis guineensis (African oil palm), 1492 nucleotides long. NCBI's taxonomy places the organism in Eukaryota, Viridiplantae, Streptophyta, Magnoliopsida, Arecales, Arecaceae. The record is from RefSeq and is a predicted model, not a curated record.